Molecule: messenger RNA, 864 nt
Organism: Nerophis ophidion (straightnose pipefish)
Lineage: Eukaryota; Metazoa; Chordata; Actinopteri; Syngnathiformes; Syngnathidae
Gene: hspb1
Product: heat shock protein, alpha-crystallin-related, 1
Exons: 3
Coding region: 73-672 (199 amino acids)
Biological process (GO): response to heat; protein refolding
Molecular function (GO): protein folding chaperone
Source: RefSeq, a predicted model, not a curated record
AGAGGGCUGCAGCUUGUUUGGGGACAUUGUCAGAGGCUAACGGGCGCCAGUAGCUUCAUCACAACACUCAUAAUGACAGAGCGACGUAUUCCUUUCACCCUGGUCCGCAACGCAAGCUGGGAACCCUUCCGCGACUGGAACCCGACUAGUCGCAUCUUUGACCAGACCUUUGGCAUGCCCGUCCCCGUGGAGGAGUUCCCCUGGACCCAUUGGCCGGGAUACAUGCGGCCCAUGAUGCCUGCGGAGAUGAGUGCCAUGAUGCCCCAGAUGCCCAUGAUGUACCCCGGUGCCAUGGCGGCACAGCAGGCUCGCGCCCUCUCCCGCCAGAUGAGCACCGGCAUGUCAGAGAUCAAGCAGACCCAAGACCACUGGAAGGUGUCUUUGGAUGUCAACCAUUUCUCACCUGAAGAGUUGGUGGUCAAGACCAUGGAUGGUGUGGUGGAAAUUACAGGCAAGCAUGAUGAGCGAAAGGACGAACAUGGUUUUGUAUCCAGAUGUUUCACCAGGAAAUACACCCUCCCCCAGAGCGCCAACGUGGAGAAGGUGACCUCUUCCCUGUCACCCGAUGGCAUGCUGACAGUGGAGGCCCCUCUAAUCAAGCCGGCCAUUGAGGCUGCAGUGACUGAUAUACCCGUCACUGUGGGCAGCAAGAGUGGUGUGACGAAGAAAUAGGAGGCUCACACAAAAAUGUAUGCAAACAAAGAGCUAAAAUCACCUUAAUAUACAUCUGCACCUGUCAUAUUGUCUUUAGUACACAUUGUCCCUCCUUGCCACAUCUCCUUUUAUACUGCACACAAAAAGCAGAACAUUUAAUUGCCUGUUGGAUGUCUGCAAACUUGUUGAAUAAAGAUUUAAUGACCUUUA